Messenger RNA from Eucalyptus grandis, 2326 nucleotides. RefSeq lists its product as uncharacterized. The record is from RefSeq and is a predicted model, not a curated record. Bases 153 to 2108 code for a protein of 651 amino acids. Gene Ontology annotation, molecular function: nucleic acid binding; zinc ion binding. Lineage: Eukaryota; Viridiplantae; Streptophyta; Magnoliopsida; Myrtales; Myrtaceae. The transcript is spliced from 5 exons.
ACUUCCCCCCCUUUUUCUCUUCCCUGUCCUCUGCAUUUCGCGAACUGAGCAUUCGUCGCUCGUCAGUCGUCACCGUCACUUCACCCCGACACCGAAACGCCGCAGCACCACCAGCAGCCCAGCCGCGCACGGCGGAGCGAGAGCAGGCAGCGAUGGAGCGCCCCAUCAUCCCGGCGACCCCUCCUUCCCUCGAUCGGCACGGCGAAGCUCUCCCGUCCCAGAGGACGAGGAACGACGUCUGCUUCAACUGCAACAAGCAGGGCCACUGGAGGAAGGACUGCCCCGGCCAGCCCCCCGCCGGAUCGCACCCGCCCGCCGCCGCCGCGGCGUUUCCUUCCCUCGAUCGGCGAAAUGGGGCUCCGUCUCAGGGGAUGAGGAACGACACCUGCUUCUCCUGUAAGAAACAGGGCCACUGGACGAAAGACUGCCCCGACAAGUCCCCGUCCAAGUCGUCGCAGCAGCCGCCGUCCGCCGACGUACCGGUGCUCCAGUGCCGGUGCGGUGCCGGCGCAUGCGUCGUCCGCACCUCCCAUACCCAGCAGAACCCGGAUAGGAAGUUCUACAAGUGCCUCGAGAGAGCCCCUGAUGGUGAUGGUGUUGGUGGGUGUGGUUUCUUUGCGUGGUGCGACGAGUACAGCGCUCCGAUGUGUACCUGUGGUGCUGGGAGAUGCAGGAUCAGCUUUUUUGAGGAUCCUCCGCAUCAGGGUAGAAAAUAUUUUUCUUGCCGUAUUAAAAAGGGACAUGGAGCUUGUGAUUUCUUUCAAUGGGCAGAUUUUCUGGCAGAAAAUGUGGCCUCCAAAGAUGUUGCGACUUCUGUUGUUGCACCUCCGGAAGUCAUGGAAAUUGAGUCGACAAUGGUGGAUGCUGGUGAAGAUUACGAGGUAGAUCCAUUAUCGAUGAUGGAUAGUGGAGAGAUUCAAGGAGUCAUUUGCAGAUUCUCUGCACAGGAACGUGAUGUGAGGGGUUUGGAGAGUGAGAGUUUGACUCCCGAGGGCAAUUUGGAUACUCAAGAGUUAACUGUGGAGGAUGUGGAUUUGGGGGAGUCUACUCCAGAGCAAAUGCAGCUUGUUUCUUGUCUAACAUCUCCAGCUAGUCUCAGACAGCAAGAAUACUUGAGGCGGAUAUCAGCUGCUGGUGGCAUGCUUGCUGGAAGUAGAGAUAAUGUCGAUAUGCUCAGGGGCGGUAUAGUUAUAAGCUGGCAUGGGCGUCUUGCUUUCUCUCCUCGGGCAAGCUUAGCUCAUCCAUCUCCAACGCGUUCCUUCUGUGGAAUUUUUCCUUCUCUCGCUGUUGAUCAUAUGGACAUCAGUAGCAUUGAGCAAAGUCAUGUACCUCAAGCUUCUAUGGAAUCUGAUAUCGACAAUCAAAACCUCCGGGUUUCUGUCAGCAACAGCUUCUUGGCAGAGCAUGUGUCUAGAACAAGAAGUGAAGUUUCCAGAUUCCAAAGUCAUCCUGAAUUGGUGUCAAACCAUUGGAGCAGAGGGAAAGUGUCGGUGUUAAAUCAGAUGGCAAAGCUGGUUCAGAAAGACAUCAUUGAUCUGCUUGAGAAGAAUUCGCUUGAUCACGCACAUCUGGAACAGGAGGCUAGAGAUCGCCUUGACUGUCUAGAUUUUCUCCCUGUUGACAAUAGCCAAUUCAAAGAGGAAGUGAAGGAGGUCCUCCUCUGUGCUUCCCGGCUUGCAGAAGCUGAACGUCCCAUCAAUGAAACUGCAAUGCCCGACAUCCUAGAGCACUUCAGUUGUGCAAAGAAGAGGUUUAAUGAUGUAUCCGAGAAACAUUCAGUGACAUCGGGUGCAUAUGCUGCUUGUGAUGGACGACACAAAUGUCUCCAAGAAGAUUACCGCCGUGCGAAGGAGACAAUGCUCAGGAUCGAGGCAGAGUUGCAUGGGUGCGAGGUGGAGCGCGCGGAGCUCCAGGGAUGGCUUGCCGAGACAACUCGAGAGCUGGUAGAAACCAAGAGCAGCAUGGAGGAAGCUUCUCGGGAAGUUUCCUUGGUGGUGCAACGUAGGGAAAGUGAGAGGUGCGCCGCAAGGGCUGCCUUGGAUAAGGCAAGGCUCCAACUCCGCAGUAAUCUUCGAAAAAGAGCAUCCGUGGUAACUAACCAACUUUAAAAUACUACGAUCUGCAUGUUCCGUGUUUAACUCUAUGCCUGUACCUAUUACGUCCCGUCUUCUGUACCCUAUAUAUGCAUGUAAAAGCUAGUUUUAACCGGUGUAAGUGAACCAAGCAUGACUCAGUUCUUUAAGCAUGACAUGUGAACAUCAGACUCUGUUUCUCUGUUAAACUGGAAUAGCUUGUUAGUUGUAUGACUCAUCUCUCUCUACCUCUC